Messenger RNA from Venustampulla echinocandica, 4107 nucleotides. RefSeq lists its product as uncharacterized. The record is from RefSeq and is a predicted model, not a curated record. Gene Ontology annotation, cellular component: U2 snRNP; nucleus. The coding region runs from base 1 to 4107 and encodes 1368 amino acids. Lineage: Eukaryota; Fungi; Ascomycota; Leotiomycetes; Helotiales; Pleuroascaceae. The transcript has 4 exons. Gene Ontology annotation, molecular function: U2 snRNA binding; protein binding. Gene Ontology annotation, biological process: mRNA splicing, via spliceosome.
AUGGCUUUCGCGACGAGUACCCUGGUCAACGGCCAGUGGACCACCAGACCUUUGGAUGUCAAUGCUGUUCUGCAACAUUACGAUCAAGAGGACAGGAAUGCCAGGGCGAUAUAUAUGGAGGUCGAAAAGCCUCCUGUCCUGGGACUCCUAACGCAGACUGUAAUCCGGAGCCCAUUGGCGCAUUGGAUUCUACCAAUAAGACUGAGGAGCCCAAAGUUAAAUGAUGUCGCAUUCAUUGGAGACGACUUUGUUCAGAUCAAAGAAUUGCGAGGUGAUAGGCAGCUGUGGGAUGUUGUCCGAAAGGAAAACUUUGGUGCUCGCAUUCGCAAUGCCCGAGUCAUUGGAACAAUAGACCUCUCUCUCAAGGGUGAGAAUUCCCUCUUCGGAAACCCACACAUCAAGGAUGACGACGAUGAUCUGAUGAUGGAUUCGGGCGAGACUUCUUUACGAGGCCAUCCACGUAAAGUGCCUGGACUUUCCCCUCAAUUCAUACUUCUACAACUGGAGACUGGCGACUCGGUAUUUUUGACACUACGACAGACCGAAACAGGAGUUCUACAAUUUGUUUCCAGUCGGCAUCGUGUUCCGAAACCAAUGCUAAAGCUACAGCCCGGUAUGCAGCUUUGUGCAGACCCAAGCUCUAGAUAUAUGGCAGUAGGAUGCUCCGAGGCUAUCUUUGCUAUCUAUGCAUUACACCCAAGGGAUACGCUCUCAGAGCAAUACCGACUAGAAUCAAAUAUUCGGCCAGUCGAAUCCGAGACUUAUAUCGCUGUCCGAGGUGUCAUCCUCAAGAUGGAAUUUUUACACCCGGCAGCUGGUGAUGAGGGUCACAUAAUCUUGCUCGUUCUAGUGGUUGUGCGAGGCAAGACACGGAUGCUGCUAUAUGAGUGGGAAGCGGGAAACGACCUGAAGAAUGUUCGUGCUCAUAGCACUCGAGGCCAUUUGCUGGAAGAGUCCCGCCAGGUGCCCCUAUUGCUAAUUCCAUUGACCAUAAAGUCGUCGUUCAUUCUCAUUUAUGAGAGUUUUAUGACGGUUUGUCGGCGCAUUCUUGAAGGUCAACCCGAGUUCUUAGACUUCAAUCACAAAAUUGAUCCGCCCACCAAACUCCAUCAUGGGCAAGGGCGCCCUCUAUGGACGUCAUGGACCAGGCCCACGCGACGCGAGGAUUAUAGAGUUCACCGGGAUGAUAUCUACAUUGUGAGGGAGGACGGUGUUCUGAAGCUCCUGGAAACCGACUCCGACUUGGACGAAUUUGUGAAGGCCAACAUGAACGUUGGUGAGCUCUCAGGCAAUUGUGGCACCGCGUUGGCAAGUCUUGACCAUCACACUAAAGGCAGCAAGAGUGGUGAUAUGCUCAUCACAGGAGGUGACUCGUGUGCUGGGGGAACAUAUCUUAUCCAAGCACGAGGUACUCCUAUUUUCACCGAACCCAUUCAAAAUUGGUCACCAGCCGUAGAUAUGACGACAACCUAUGUUCCUCAGCAGCGCCAAAGCGAUGAUGAAUGGACAUCAACUCGCCGCAAAAGACAGGCAGUUCAGAUGCCAGAUAAGAUUUAUGCUUGCGUCGGUAAUGGAUCAAAAGGAUCUGUCACUGAGUUUUGGUAUGGGCUCGAAGCAAAGCUGGGACUUGUUACGGAUUAUGAAAUCCCUAUCAUGGAUGCCUGGGUUUUAUGCCCAAAUCUCCACUCAUGGGAUGAUGGCGAUGACUCCUUAUUUCUACUCUCACUGGCCAAUGGAUCGGCUGCCCUUUGCCUCUCCGCCGAUGCCACCGCUAUUUCUGAGCUAGAUGAAGAAUCAACACAACUUGAUUUAAGAUAUCGAACAAUUAUCGCCAGUAUGCACAAGGACUGUACCAUACAGGUGACGGAGCAGUCAAUCGUUGUUAUUAAUGGACUGCACUUUCAUCGUGUUCAUGAAAAGGACGAACUUCUCAAGGUUAAUUAUGCCGGCACUUCCCUAGGCCACGGUCCGAUGAUCGAGAAGGCUGUUGUCCAUAAAAGCCUGGUUUUAUUUACAACACGUCUUGACAAUUCGACUUAUCUCCAGGCCUUGGAUUAUAGCAACAUAGAAACCGGCAAUGCAUCUCACAUUCAACCGCCGAAGCACCAGACUCUGGGCAAGUACUCGCCUACCGUUUCAAGCAUUGGAAUUUGUGUGGCAUCAAGAAGUCUUUGGGUAGUAAUUGCAGAUGUCCGUGAUGGCUCAAGCUUCCUCACAUUUAAAAUGAUAGAACGCCUAGGUGAACAUGAGCUACGAAUCCCAACAUCAUACGGCGAUAACCAUGUCGAUAUUGACGCAGUUGUCAGCAUUGCUGCGGCAUGCAGGUCGCCUGGCUUCCUCACAAUACUUUGUGGUACAGGCAAUGGCUUACUGCUAACGUUGGAGCUCGAUGAGAAUACUUUGCAACUUGUCAGCUGUCAAUGUGAUCGUCUUGGCGUAAACCAGAUGAUCAUUAAAAGGGAUGAGCACCAAGCCUUAGAAAAUCAAUUCUUCGUGAGCUGUGACUCAAAGAUAUAUACACUGUCUCCUAGCAGGUCAGUGCCAUCUACGUUGGUCCCAGAGCACUCAACCCAGACCUGGAAGAUUCAGCAAGUUUGGCUCACUGAUGCUGAGCGGCCUUAUUUGGAGCAACCAGAGGUGACAUCGAUACAGAGGCUAAAACCAAAUCUCCCGGGAGGUACUGAGGGUGGAGUUCUCAUGGUGGCUGGCUCUCAAAUUCUUCUGGCUGCGCUUAGUGCUCAACCUCAAACGGUCCCUCGCCACAUACCGGUGGGAGGAACCCCUACACGGUUAUUUUACUCUGAUUCCCUUGAUCUUCUUAUAGUAGCCGCAAUUGUGGAGGGGAAGUCCACCAUUCUCUUCCUCGACCCUAAAACCGGUGAAGAUCUUUCUAUGGCAUACGAUCAAAAUAAAGGAGCCCCUGCCGAUUUUGUAUCAGGUCUCGGUAACUUCGAUGAAAGAAUAUUUCAUUUAAUGGAGUGGUCAUACGUUAAAGACAAGAAAGCCUGGAAUUUCAUCAUUGUGUCUACUAGCUCGGGACGCCUUCUAAUCAUUUCCACGUCUAUGGAUUCCUCAACGACUGGGGCGCGUACAAGGAGCGGACGGGCUAAGGUUCGAUUUUAUACCCGCUAUAAGUUUAAGUGCGCGGAACCCAUAUAUUGUGUUACUGGAUUUUCGGAUGGCCUGAUAUGGUGCUCUGGGAACAAGCUAUUUUGCGACACUCUCGAUCUAAAGGACAAGAAGUUCAAACGCGUGGCUGAAUACGAACUUUGCUCUCCUGCUACCAGUCUGCGGUAUGACAACGACGUCAUCUAUGCGCUCACCAGCUGUCACUCUCUCGAGGUUCUCAAGUUGAUUACCAGUGAUGGUCGGGAAUCAAAAAUCGUCCACACACAUGUAAGCCAGGUUUCCCGGAAUACUUUGCACCACGCUCUCAUAGAGGGUGUCUCGGAACGGCCAAUACAUCUCGUUUCAGAUAAAGAUUCUUCCGUGUGGGGAUUGUGGGCCACUCCGAGCACGAAAGCCGAUACAUUGCAAACAGUUUUUCAGGCGCAACUUCCCCAUUCCAUUCUCAGAUUCCGCUUUGGGAGAUGUCGUCCAGUUUGGGACCCGGUUUGGAUACCUAAUCGCCUGCAGUUCAACUCAAUUUCGGGCUCGAAAGAUCCAUCAAGCGUUGGAUUCGGCGCAGGGUCUGCAGACGCUCCGGAGAUUCUUGGACUAUCUAUUGAUGGAUCCAUAAGUCACUUCACCGUUCUUGAUUUUGCAGCUUGGAGAUUCUUGAGAUUCCUCAUCAACCAAGCCACAAGGUCACCACGAAUCUGCGAAUUCACCCACAAAGAUGACACUCCACCACUAGAGCCAAUGAAAGAUCCAAAGACCACGAUGCAUAUAGAUGGCGACAUAUUGAAGCGGUGUUUAGAGGAUCAGCGUCUGGAAGAGCUCCUCCGAGUCGGUCAGCAAAGCUCGGAAGCGGUUCAAAUAUUCUCUAAAUUUUACGAGACGCUUCAAGGAUUACAUCAGGGAAAGCUCGUUAAGGAUGCCGCUCCUUCUGUCUAUGUGCAGCAGGCAUACGAAGAUUUGGCGUUCUUUCUUCGGCCUGUGUUGUAG